This is a messenger RNA of Botrytis cinerea B05.10, 1712 nucleotides long. RefSeq lists its product as hypothetical. NCBI's taxonomy places the organism in Eukaryota, Fungi, Ascomycota, Leotiomycetes, Helotiales, Sclerotiniaceae. The record is from RefSeq and is a predicted model, not a curated record. The transcript has 5 exons. Bases 260 to 1336 code for a protein of 358 amino acids.
GAUUUAUUGAUUGAUACAUCUCUUUCCAUAAAUAUCACAGUACUGUUAAUUUAUCUAUUCAAUAUUUAUUGAUCUAGUGGUCAUCUAAUACCUGUUUUACGUGUACAUAUCAAUAAUCAAUAAUUCACCUACGUGUUUCUCCAAUCAUCAACUUUAACUUCAACUCCACUUCACUUGUCACCCGAAAGUUCGUGUGAGAAAGUCUUACUCCGACGACAACAACAACAACAACAGCAGCAGCAGCAGCAGCAACAACAACAUGGCGAAUGGGUCAGACACCGAAGCAUCAGAUAACGAGGGUUAUCUGUCAGACGAAUCAGACUUCUACGGUAAUCCCGAGACCAAAGCUGCUUUCGAAGAUCGUGCUGCAGACUUCGACGAUACAGCAUAUUGGAAAAGUCAUCAACCGACUUUGACCGAAAAAGCAGAUGCAAACGUUGCCCAAGCUCUCGCAAAUCCAGAGUCCAAAGCGACUUUGUAUAAUCCGUAUGCAGGUCAAGCAUGUGCAUGGCAACUUGAUGAGAGUAUUGAGAGUUUCUUGCAACGAUUACCGCCAAGAACUACUGAAAUUACUCCAUCAACUCCUUGGAUAUUCGUUACCAAUCCUUUUCGAAAGGCUCCAAAGGGUAUUGCGGUAAAUGACGAAGCUCCUCCUGGUGAAAAUACCGACUGGGCGAGAUGUGUAACCGAGGGGAAUCGUUUACUUGAUGAGCUGAUUACUCUUCGGAAUACCAUCGAGAAGGAAAACUCGAAAAAGCCUACAAUUGCAAUCGAUCGGAUGGUAAAUAAAGAGAAAGAAGUCAUUGUCCAGAAAAUUCUAGAUACAGCUAUUGACUGUGGAUGUACUAGUGGGAAGUGGAUGAUAUUCUGUCCUCCCUCCGAAGUAGAUGAAAUCUGGGCCGCGAUUGCCAAAGCCACAUCAACCAAUUCUCUCGGCAUAUCCGCUAAAGUAGCACCCAACGAUGGGAACGGUCUACUACAAAAAUCUCGACUCAUAUGUAUCUACACCGAAAACUUCUCAGACAAGAUGGAUGUAUAUCGAGUCUUGAAAGCUAUUCGAGAAUUGGGAUUUGUUGACAGAACUCUAAGGGGGGCGAUUUAUUAUAAAGCCGAUGUAUACACCUACCUAGAACUCACCUCCAACAAUCCCUACGACAUCAAAGCCUCUCUCUACAACUCCUUUGAAUUUUUCAAAACCCCUCCCCUUCCCCCUUCAACAGCAGCAGGACUGCGAUCUCGCACAGUCAAAAAGGAAAAUGGAAAGGUAGAUACAUUUUUUCGCAAAAUCAAGAAGGAACCAAGUGAUUUGGCUAUGCAUCAAGUUAAUUAUGAAUGAGAUGUCGGAUUCGUUAGGAAGUUGAGGGGAGAGAAGGGAGGGUCUGGCUUGAGAAUAAAUAUGAGGGUUUGUGGCAAGAGAAUAUGCAUGGGGCCAGCGCUCUCGGGAUUUGGAAAUGUGAUGAGAUUAAUGACAAUAACAAUGACAAUAACAAUACCCUCCACGAAACCCUUUCCCAACGUGACAUUUACAAAGACUAUCUGCAGCGAACGAACUCGAAAUCGAGAAUGUUUUCUGACAGAGCAGAGGGGGUCUGGUAACUGAUUUACAGAGUCGCUAGAAUUGUAGCUUAGGGUAACUACUCUAGGAAAUAAGCAGCAUGGGUUUUUAUCAAAAACACAUUUUCGAUGAAGUCUGAGCGAAUGAUUGUAUGUCA